AUGGAAAAUAUCGAGGAACGUAUAUCUAAACUAGAAGAUAUAGAGGAACGUACGUCUAAACUGAUGGAUGAUCGAUAUAUGGAGUUUAUUGAUUCUCUGAGAGGAAUAGUGCAAAAAUUGGUCCGUGAGGAAGUAAAAGACAUGAAGGAACAAAUAUUGCAAGAAUCUCUUACUCAGGCAGGAAAAGAUAUAGAAGAACGUAUAGGGCAAGAAUUGGUUCGGGCCAUAAAAGAAAUGGAGGAAGUUGCACUAAGAGCAAAAUCUGUAACCACUAUCGCUGGAGGUGUGGCUAGGAAUGUAGCAGAGUGCAUGUCAAAACUAGGAUCAAAGCCAUUCAUGAUUAGGGCUAUUGGGUUUGACAUGGCUGAAGAUACUUUGAUGAAAUGGAAAUCUGCUGGCUUAUAUGCAGAAGGUAUAUUGAAGGAUAAAGAUAUUGAAACACCAGUUGUAUGCACUAUAUUUGAUGUUAAAGGUGAGGUAGCAGCUGGUGUUGCUAGUGUGGAGGCUCUUGUGACUUUUUCUUCUCCAAAUGAAGAUAAACUUAUUGCAAUGGCAAAUGAUUUAUCUUGUAGUGAUGUGUUUCAACCACUUUCAGAAAAAAAAGGCAUUGAAGUGGUCCUAGUGACCAUUGGCUCUAAUGGAGUCUUUUUAUGCAAUAAAGAAGGCCCUAACUACUUAAAAAAACCUAGAGAGAAAAUAAAUUGGAGUGGUUUUGGUGGACAAUUAUACAAGAGUUUCAUGCAAAAUUGCCCACCUAGUCCUUAUUCUGGCUUUUCAAAACUUGAUAAAAGCUCUCCUCUUUGUGCUGUGCAUUUUCCAUCUCUUCCUGCUUCAGUUGUGAGGCUUACUGGUGCUGGUGAUUGCUUAGUCGGUGGAACACUCACAUCAAUUUGUGCAGGAUUAGAUAUUAUGCAAAGUGUGUCAGUUGGCAUUGUAGUGGCUAAAGCUGCAGUUGAGGCUGAGGCUAAUGUCCCUAAUUCUUUCAAUUUAUCAGCUAUCGCAGGGUUCUUCUCCAACAUGCCUGAGGCUGAGCUUGAGAAUAUUGUUGUUGUCACUCUCUCUAAAUGUGCUUCCAAUGAUAUAACCUUUGUUCUUGACCUAAUCUACCAUCUCUCUUGUUGGCAUGGACCAGCCAAUGAGCCUAUAGCCUACCCUGCACUCAAGUUUCAUACCACCAUUCAUCCUCCAUCAUUAUCAUCAUCUCUUCCUCUCUCUCGUCCCUAUUAUAACAAGUUGACAACACACAAAACCCACCACCACUUUUCAUAG
Molecule: messenger RNA, 1269 nt
Organism: Sphenostylis stenocarpa
Lineage: Eukaryota; Viridiplantae; Streptophyta; Magnoliopsida; Fabales; Fabaceae
Source: the annotation of a GenBank genome assembly